AGACGGACGCACAAGAGGCUCACCAUCGUGGCGGGGACACUAUCCAGACGCAAGCUUCUGUCUCCCUCGGGGUUGGACACCAGGCCUAUGAUGGGGAUGGUUCGCGGCGCGACGUUCGACAUGAUCAUGUCGCUCAUCGGCAUCCGGAGCAACACCGCGUUCCCGCCAGACUCGCGGUGGCUCGACCUCUUCGCCGGCACGGGCGCCAUCGGCAUCGAGGCCAUCAGCCGCGGGUGCGCGGAGUCGCACUUCGUCGAGAUGGACCCGUGGGUCGUCAACAACGUCACCAGGAAGAACCUCCAGUCCCUCGGAGUCGUUUCGAAAACAACCGUGCACACCGCAUCCGUCGAGGCGUUCCUCGCG
Messenger RNA from Micromonas commoda, 363 nucleotides. RefSeq lists its product with no specific name. Gene Ontology annotation, biological process: rRNA methylation. NCBI's taxonomy places the organism in Eukaryota, Viridiplantae, Chlorophyta, Mamiellophyceae, Mamiellales, Mamiellaceae. The transcript has a single exon. The annotation marks the transcript as partial. The record is from RefSeq and is a predicted model, not a curated record. Gene Ontology annotation, molecular function: methyltransferase activity.